Telopea speciosissima is the source of this 504-nucleotide messenger RNA. RefSeq lists its product as uncharacterized. Gene Ontology annotation, molecular function: nucleic acid binding; RNA-DNA hybrid ribonuclease activity. The coding region runs from base 1 to 504 and encodes 167 amino acids. The transcript has a single exon. The record is from RefSeq and is a predicted model, not a curated record. NCBI's taxonomy places the organism in Eukaryota, Viridiplantae, Streptophyta, Magnoliopsida, Proteales, Proteaceae.
AUGGCAUUCCGCCUAGAGUUUAGUUGCACCAACAACAUCACGAAAUAUGAAGCUUGCGCCAUUGGUCUGGAAAUGGCAUUAUCUGUGGGAGUAGAAAAGAUCAAAGUCUUUGGAGACUCUUUGGUCGUGAACUAUCAGACUCAAGGGAAAUGGAAGACCAGGGAUGAAAAGCUGAAACCUUACCAAGUAUAUUUGGAGCAGGUGCCUAAAUGCUUCAAAGAGAUCUCUUUAGAAUACUUGCCCAAAGAUAGCAAUCGGUUUGCGAAUGCCUUGGCUACCUUAGCCUCUAUGGUAGAAUGUGAUCCUCAGGACAAGAUCCGAUCUUUUCUAGUUGAGAAAAGAAUUGGCCUGUCAUAUGGAGAGCCAGUCAAUCUACUCAUCGAGGAUGGAAGGCCCUGGUACGCCCUAAUAAUUGAUUAUAUUAGAGAACGGAAGUACCCUAAAUACUUCACAGAAGGGAAGAGAAGGCAUUUGCGAAAACAUGCCACUCAAUUCAUUCUCUAA